AUGUCACCUGAUGGGUUUGUGGCUUGUUAUGCGGUUCUGUUGUCGAUGCAGGUAACAAGGUCAUUACAUAACACGAAAUUCAUAAUAUUUAGGCAUUAGGGGCCGUUGUUUCACUUUCGAGCACUGCUUAUUUGAUAAACCAUUACAAGAGUAAUGAGAUAAGCACUAAUGUAACGGAAGAUGCAGUAAGGUGGGCAGUGUACUUUAUUCCGCUCUCAAGUGUAUGGUAUGUUGCGAUGGCUACAGUAUGGAUCGUAUCUAUUGCACUUUCGACUUCUAUAAUAUGCAUCCGAUCUAAAGGGAGCGUAAUACCUAACAUAGUAGUUCUAUGCGUUGGUAUUAUCCUCAACCUUUUAGUCAUUGGUAAGGACACAGUUUUUUUCAAAUAUGUUUAGGGGUUUCAUUAGGUUAUAUACUCGACAUUGACAAAAGUGAACGAACCCACUCAAAAGGAAAUGUAACGAUAAUCUACAAUAUCGGACUAUUGGGAAUAGUACUGAUAAUUAUGUGUGCCAGUGUAAUAUCAUUGUGUUGUGUGCGACCAGUCAUUCCAGAAAGGAAUAAACCUAUACAGGUAAGCAAUAAACCAUUAAAAGUUAAUGUUCAGAUGGCGAAUAUUUUCGUUGAACAGCCAGUUGCCCCUAUACCAGUACAAAGGCCCCCAGACAUCAGCCCAGCAGAAAGAGACAAUCAGUUAAACAGGUUUUAUCAAAGUGAGAUAAUCAACAAUCAAUAA
Bursaphelenchus okinawaensis is the source of this 736-nucleotide messenger RNA. NCBI's taxonomy places the organism in Eukaryota, Metazoa, Nematoda, Chromadorea, Rhabditida, Aphelenchoididae. The record is from the annotation of a GenBank genome assembly.